GCUGAACGAUGAAGAAGAGGUUCGUGGUACUGGGCCUGCUGGCUGUGGUGCUGGUGGUGGUCAUUGUCUGCCUCGCCGUAUUGCUGCCCUCCGCCUCCAAGAAGCCCAACCAUGUGUACUCCAGGGCAGCUGUGGCCACCGAUGCUGCCGGUUGCUCAGAGAUUGGAAGGGACAUGCUGCAGGAAGGCGGCUCAGCAGUGGACGCGGCCAUCGCAGGCUUGCUGUGUAUGGGGCUCAUGAACGCCCACAGCAUGGGCAUUGGGGGCGGCCUGUUCUUCACCAUCUACAACAGCAGCACGGGCAAAGCCGAAGUCAUCAACGCCCGCGAGGUGGCGCCCGCGCAGGCCCACGCUAACAUGUUCAACAGCUCCACGCAGUCCCAGGAAGGCGGGUUAUCCGUGGCAGUGCCCGGUGAGAUCCGUGGUUAUGAGCUGGCGCACCAGCGGCAUGGUCGGCUGCCCUGGGCUCGCCUCUUCGAGCCCAGCAUCCAGCUGGCCCGCUAUGGCUUCCCCGUGGGCCCGGGUCUGGCAGGCGCGCUUAACAGAAGUCGGGCCGUGGUGGAAGGUUCGCCGGCGCUGUGCGAGGUGUUUUGCCACAAUGGGAAGGUGCUCCAGCAGGGAGACAAGGUGAUCAUGUCGCGGCUGGCCAACACCUAUGAGACGCUGGCCCGCGAGGGCGCCCAGGCCUUCUACAACGGCAGCCUUACGGCUCAGAUUGUCAAGGACAUCCAGGACGCUGGGGGUAUCAUCACAGCCCAGGACUUGAACAACUACAAGGCCCAACUCAUCGAGGAUCCACUCAGCAUCCACCUAGGGGACUCGGUGCUCUACGCGCCCAGUGCCCCACUCAGCGGCCCUGUGCUAGCCCUUAUCCUCAACAUCCUCAAAGGAUACAACUUCUCCCCGGCGAGUGUCAAGACCCCGGCGCAGAAGACACUGACAUACCACCGCAUCAUAGAGGCCUUCCGGUUUGCCUACGCCAAGAGGACCCUGCUUGGGGACCCCAGGUUUGAGGAUGUCACAAAGGUGAUCGCCAACAUGACCUCUGAGUACUACGCGGCACAGCUCCGAGCCCAGAUCACCAACAACACACACCCCACCGCCUACUACGAGCCCGAGUACUACACUCCUGACGACUCGGGCACCGCCCACCUGUCCGUGGUUGAUGAGGAAGGCAAUGCUGUGUCUGCCACCAGCACCAUCAAUCUCUACUUCGGCUCCAAGAUCCUCUCUCAAGUCAGUGGGAUCAUCUUCAACGACGAGAUGGAUGACUUCAGCACCCCCAACAUCACCAAUCAGUUUGGGGUGUCACCCUCACCGGCCAAUUUCAUCAAGCCAGGGAAACAGCCACUUUCGUCUAUGUGCCCAAGCAUCAUCGUGGGCCCCGACAAUCGGGUGCAGAUGGUGGUCGGUGCCUCGGGGGGCACCCAGAUCACCACAGCCACCGCACUGGCCAUCAUCCACAGUUUGUGGUUCGGCUAUGACGUGAAGCGGGGGGUGGAGGAGCCACGGCUCCACAACCAACUGCUACCAAGCACCACCACCCUGGAGAGGGACUUCGACCAGGCGGUGGUCACAGGCCUGCACGUCCGGGGCCACGAAACGGAGACUACAUCCACAUUCAUCGCUGUGGUGCAAGCCAUCCUACGCACAGCCCGUGGCUGGGCAGCUGCCUCAGACUCCAGAAAAGGGGGAGAACCUGCUGGCUACUGAGGGGCCUGGGAUGACCAGCAGGCCCAGGGAACCAGAUCUACGUAUGAGUGGGAACUUUGCG
Ochotona princeps (American pika) is the source of this 1773-nucleotide messenger RNA. It is a transcript of the gene GGT1, whose product is annotated as gamma-glutamyltransferase 1. Gene Ontology annotation, cellular component: plasma membrane. The record is from RefSeq and is a predicted model, not a curated record. The transcript has 12 exons. NCBI's taxonomy places the organism in Eukaryota, Metazoa, Chordata, Mammalia, Lagomorpha, Ochotonidae. The coding region runs from base 9 to 1712 and encodes 567 amino acids. Gene Ontology annotation, molecular function: glutathione gamma-glutamate hydrolase. Gene Ontology annotation, biological process: regulation of inflammatory response; peptide modification; regulation of immune system process.